Molecule: messenger RNA, 1506 nt
Organism: Penicillium brevicompactum
Lineage: Eukaryota; Fungi; Ascomycota; Eurotiomycetes; Eurotiales; Aspergillaceae
Product: SF3a splicing factor complex subunit PRP9
Exons: 2
Coding region: 1-1506 (501 amino acids)
Biological process (GO): mRNA splicing, via spliceosome
Cellular component (GO): spliceosomal complex; nucleus
Molecular function (GO): zinc ion binding; RNA binding
Source: RefSeq, a predicted model, not a curated record
AUGUUGCUCGAAGACCAAAGAUUCAUUCACGAAGACCUCGAGCGGUUGGAGCAGGCUAUUGCUGAUCGCGUGGCGGAGGAGCCGCGAAAUAUCCGCGAACGCUUGACUCGCGACCAUGAAGUUGCUCAAUUCCUAGAGAGAAUUGAGGAUCAAUCGAAGCGAUUGCUUGAAAUCUACAAGGAUGCCGAUGGGCUGCGGGAAAAAGAAGUGCAAUCAAUCUCGACCGGCGAUCAGUUCGAAGAAUUCUACAAGCAACUUGGUGAGAUUAAAGAUCACCACAAGCGGUACCCCAAUGAACCCGUCGAAAAUCUUGAACAGGCCUACAAGCGCCGUCACCCCGGCGAAGGAGAGCCUGCUCUCGGCGCACUUGACAAGAUGUUCACUGGAGAAGAAGGAUUCGGACAAUUCCUGGAUCUCACAGCUCUGCACGAACAAUACCUGAACCUCCCUGGUGUGAAGCGUCUCUCCUACGUCCAAUAUCUUGAAAAUUUCGACUCUUUCACACCUCCAGCCAUGUCCAUCAAGCGCAAAGACAAAGUUUCCGAUCGUUACUUUGGAUAUGUUGGUGAACUGUCAAGCUAUCUUGAAAGCUUCGUCAAGAAAGUUCGCCCCCUGGAAGACACAGACAAACUCCUCACCAAGUGCAAUGAAGAAUUCGAGCAGAAAUGGUCAGCUAAGGAGAUUCCCGGCUGGACAGCAGAAAAGUCCGAAAGUGGCUCCGGUCCGACAACCGAAGGAACCGGCGAAGGUACUUGGUGUCCCGACUGCGAGAAAGAAUUCAAAAACCCGAACGUGUACCGAAACCACCUGACGGCCAAGAAACACAUUCGAGCGGCUGAGAUCCGCAAGGCAUCAGGUGCAUCGGGUGAGAAGACAUCUUCACAUAUCACUACCUCAGCCCACAGUUUGAAGGAGCGUGAAGUUGCACGUCGCGAGCAUGUAGUUCGAAGCUUGACGGAGGUUGUUAAGGGAGAGCGUCAGGCUUCAAGAAUCAACGUUGAGCGCCGACAAGGCAUGACAGAGCGUGAACGCCAACAAGAGCAAGAUGCGAUGCUUGCUGGACUGGAUAACUUCGGCCCUGAGGGUCCAGCCGGCGAGGAGUCAGAAGAUGAGGGCGAGGAGCGUGUUUACAACCCACUGAAGCUACCACUCGCAUGGGAUGGGAAGCCCAUUCCUUAUUGGCUGUACAAACUUCACGGAUUGGGCGUCGAAUACAAUUGUGAGAUUUGUGGAAACUAUACCUACAUGGGCCGACGAGCCUUCGACAAACACUUCUCCGAAUCACUACACAUCUACGGCUUGAAGUGUUUGGGUAUCGUCUCAAACACCAACCUCUUCCGUGAGAUCACAAGCAUCAGUGAAGCCAUGGCGCUUUGGGAGCAACUCGAGAAGGAACAGAAGAAGGACAAAGAUUCUCGUGAGAACGUCGUCCAGAUGGAGGAUGCGGAGGGUAACGUUAUGCCCCAGAGGAUCUAUGAUGAUCUGAAAAAGCAGGGUAUUCUCUGA